Messenger RNA from Staurois parvus, 302 nucleotides. Lineage: Eukaryota; Metazoa; Chordata; Amphibia; Anura; Ranidae. The record is from the annotation of a GenBank genome assembly.
AUAUUUGAUCCUGACUUCUCUGAUCCUCCCCUUCUUCCAGUUUCCCCUUCUUAUCUCCUGAUAAGACAUAUCAUGCAGAGACACUCUGCACAUGCUCAGUUUUUUUUCUUGGGCGAGUGCAUGGGAUCAGCACAGGGCCAAUCAGCACUGUCCAGACAGUGGUCAGGGGUUCUGCAUCUUCCUAGAGCAGAAAGAAAACUCCUCCUACAACUUUAACCAGUGCUCUGCUGGACACUGAUAGAAGUCACAAGACUGCUCCAACUGCUGAUGAGAAAAAGUAUUUAGCAAUUUGUAUUUACUAA